UUAGUUCAGACCUUCCUCCAGAGCGCAGCGGCGAUGGCUGGUUGCGAACAACAACAACAACACCGCCGCAGCCGCCGAGAACAGUCCUAACGACGACAUACGAAUGACUUACGGAAACCUGCAGCACUUCCCCUUUCAGACUGCGUUGCGAAGCGACGGGGAAAACAUGACGGCUUCUGUGACGAAGCGGAGUGAAGAAAGUCUUCCCUUCGAAACUGAGGACCUUCAGCAGCCACAACGAGAUGCGCUCCAAGGCCACGGGAGCCACUAGCCGGACCCUCGGCCACAUCAUGUCUGCGUAAUCGGCGCACGGCGAGAACAAGAAGGCAGCGCCAGCGGCUCACACUCUUACCGGAGCAGAACCGACCGCUAAUAAACAACUUUUUAAAAUGACCACGAUGGCUUAGAUCUCGACACACAGUUGGUUAGCUAACUGCUAAUGUGGCUAACUAGCCGCGGCGUCGCGAGCGAACGAAAAACUAAGACGAACUGCUGCGGUAGUAAGUGCUCUUUCAGUUCACUGAUAGCUAGCUGGAGUCGCUGAGAACUUUAUGAUAUCUGCAACGACGGAAGAAGCAGCACAUAGCAUUUCUUUUUUUGUUUUUUUUUUUUUUGCAUAAACCGUGCAAGAGACGAUUCGGCAUCACUGAACAGCGGUAUUUUCCUGUUCGCUCGUGCCAGUACUAGCUAGUGCCGCUUCGCCUUCGUUUCGAUGCAGCUCCGCGCGGCACUGGGACGUGACUCUGACUGAACGACCGACCGACUGACUGACUGACUCGCGGCUGACCGACCGUUCCGUAGCAGCAGCAGCACGGGACACUCCUCCUCCUCCGUAACCUCUCGGACACUUGACCAGUUGGGACAGACUUGGGUAGAGCCGCCGCUAAGGAGUGUUCCGGAGCUACGGAAGCAGACGGGCUGCAGUCAGACUGAGUCAGUGUGCGGGGCCGGGGCCGCGGAGCCGAUGCCGACCACUGGGAGCGGGUCACGGCAACAUCAGGAGCCGCCGCCGCCUCAGCAGCAGCCAUGCAGCCACAGCAGACGUACGACUUUUCGAGUGACGAAAACAGCCAUAAAUGGAGGGGCCUUUUUGUACAAGCGCUGCGAAAGGUGCAGCUUCAGGUGCACCCGAACCUGUCGGCGAAGGAGGACGCGCUGCAGCACAUCGAGGAGCUGAUUCUGCAGCUGCUCAGCAUGCUGUGUGUGGCACAGCCACGAACUGUGCAGGACGUGGCGGACCGUGUGCAGAAGACCUUUCCGCAUCCUAUUGACAAAUGGGCUAUUGCUGAUGCACAGUCAGCCAUCGAGAAGCGUAAACGGAGAAACCCACUGCUCCUGCCUGUGGACAAGAUCCACCCUCUGUUGAAGGAGGUCCUUGGUUACAAGAUUGACUAUCACGUGUCAUUGUACAUCGUGGCUGUGCUGGAGUAUAUAUCAGCAGACAUCCUGAAGUUGGCUGGGAAUUACGUGGGCAACAUCCGUCACUAUGAAAUCAGUCAGCAAGACAUCAAGGUCUCCAUGUGUGCUGACAAGGUACUCAUGGACAUGUUCGAUCAGGACGAAGACAUUGUGGUAUCUCAGUAUCCAGAUGAGCCGUCCACUACGGGUGAGCUCACCUAUGAUGAUCUGGUACGUCUGGAGAUUGCAGAGGAGCGCCAGUACCUUCGGGAGAUAGACUUGAUCAUCAAGGUGUUCCGCCACUCCUUCAUGUCCAAUGACAAACUCUUUACACCUCAGGAUAUAGAGGGGAUCUUCAGUAACAUCCUGGACAUCCACGAACUCAUAGUGAAACUCCUGGGCCUGAUUGAGGAUGCAGUGGAGAUGACCGCGGAUGGAAGUCCCCAUCCCCUUGUGGGCAGCUGCUUUGAGGACCUAGCAGAGGAGCAAGCAUUUGACCCCUACGAGACCCUGUGCCAGGAUAUCCUCUCAAGGCAAUUCCAGGAGCACUUCAGCAGCCUGAUGGCCAAGCCGACAGUGGCCCUGCACUUCCAGUCAAUCGCCGAAGGCUUCAAAGAGGCUGUUCAGUACGUCUUGCCUCAGCUCAUGAUGAUCCCUGUGUAUCACUGCCUUCACUACUUUGACCUGCUGCAGCAGCUGCAGGAGCGCAGCCAGGACCAAGAUGACCAGGAGUGCCUGAAACAGGCCAUCACAGCAUUGCUGAACUUGCAGUGCAGCAUAGAGCGCAUCUACAACAAGCACCUGCCACGCCGCAAGCCCGGGGAGCACAUGUAUCGUCUGUACAGCCGGCAAGUGCGAAGCAAACAACUGGCCAUCAAGCGCAUGAACGAAAUCCAGAAAAGCAUUGAUGGCUGGGAGGGCAAGGACAUUGGGCAGUGCUGCAGCGAGUUCAUCCUAGAGGGAACACUGUGCCGUGCUGGUGCAAAGCACGAGCGCCACAAUUUCCUGUUUGAUGGCUUGAUGAUCAGCUGCAAGGCCAACCAGAGUUCGAGGCUGCCAGGGUCAGGCAGUGGGGCAGAUUUUCGACUGAAGGAGAAGUUUGUGUUGCGCAAGGUGCGCAUCGUGGACCGCGAAGACACACCUGAGCUCCGACACGCCUUUGAGGUGCUCGGCAAGGAUGAGAACUGCGCUGUGUUCUGCGCAAAGUCUGCCGAGGAGAAGAACAUGUGGAUGGCAGCACUAGUGACAUUGCAAUAUCGCUCAACACUGGACCGCAUGCUGGAUGCUGUCCUCUUGCGCGAGGAGCAGACCCAGCCGCUGCGGCUGCCGUCGCCCGAGCUGUACCGCUUUGCUGUGCAGGACUCUGAGGAAAACAUAGUCUUCGAGGACCGUGUGCAGAGCAAGACGGGCAUUCCCAUUAUCAAAGCUGGCACCGUGGUGAAGCUGAUUGAAAGGCUCACCUACCACAUGUAUGCAGAUCCCAACUUUGUACGGACUUUUUUAACCACAUACCGGUCAUUUUGCAAGCCUCAAGAACUGCUCAGUCUGUUAAUAGACAGGAUCGAGAUCCCAGAACCAGAGCAAACGGAGGAAGACCGACAAGCUUUGUGGAAUGGUGAUCAGCCAAUGGCAGCAGAGCUCCAGCGGUUCCGGAGGGAGUAUGUCCAGCCAGUACAGCUCAGGGUUCUCAAUGUCUUCCGCCAGUGGGUGGAACACCAUUUCUAUGACUUUGAGACAGACCCAGAACUGCUGUACAAACUGGAGGAGUACAUCACCAGUCUUACGCAGCUACGAGGGAAAUCCAUGAGAAAGUGGGUGGAGUCUAUCAACAAAAUAAUCAAGAGGAAGUUGCAGACACAAACAAAUGGUGUUAGUCACAAUAUCACCUUUGAGAGUGCACCCCCUCCAAUAGAAUGGCACAUCAGCAGGGCAGGGCAAGUGGAAACUUUUGACCUGAUGACUCUUCACCCCAUUGAAAUUGCACGCCAGCUCACACUGCUUGAGUCUGAGCUGUACAGAGCUGUCCGGCCAUCUGAACUUGUUGGCAGUGUCUGGACCAAAGAGGACAAGGAGAAAAACUCGCCAAACUUGCUGCGUAUGAUCCGACACACAACAAACCUCACUCUUUGGUUUGAGAAGUGCAUCGUGGAAGCGGAGAACAUAGACGAGCGAGUGGCUGUACUGACACGCAUCAUUGAGAUCCUGCAGGUGUUUCAGGAGCUCAACAACUUCAACGGCGUGUUGGAGAUUGUCAGUGCCAUAAACUCUGUGCCUGUAUACAGACUAGAUCACACCUUUGAGGCUGUGCCUGAGAGAAAGAAGAGAGUUUUGGAGGAAGCUGUUGAGCUCAGCCAGGACCACUUUAAGAAGUAUUUGGCAAAACUUAAGUCAAUAAAUCCACCUUGUGUGCCUUUCUUUGGUAUAUAUUUAACAAACAUCUUGAAGACAGAAGAAGGGAACCCAGAUUUCCUCAAGUGUCACGGCAAGGAGUUGAUCAACUUCAGCAAGCGCAGGAAAGUGGCAGAGAUCACUGGGGAAAUUCAGCAAUAUCAGAAUCAGCCUUACUGCCUCAAGACAGAGCCUGAAAUCAAGAAGUUCUUUGAAAGCUUAAAUCCAAUGGGAAGCAUGAGUGAAAAGGAGUUUUCCGACUACCUGUUCAACAAGUCUCUGGAAAUUGAGCCACGCAGCUGCAAGCAGCCACCUAGAUUUCCCAGAAAAACCCAGUUCACACUCAAGUCCCCUGGUAUUCGCCCAGUGCGGCACACCUCUACCUCAGGAACCCUGAAGGGCCACCCAGUACCCUUGGAAAGGGAACCGCUUCACAAGAUCACCUUCCGCAACAUUGCAGAGACAGAGCAUGAGAGCACAGCCUCGGUGCCGACCUCGCCAAACACCCCCACCCCACCCCAGUCAGCAUCCUCUGACCUUAGCUCUGUGUUUAUGGAGCCUGAUCUCAACAGCUCUUGCGGUAGCAACAGUAUAUUUGCCCCGGUUCUACUGCCACCUUCGAAGUUUCACUCAGUUUCUUGCGGGAGUCUGCACCAGCUCGGAGAGGAGCUGCUCAAACCUCCGCCUCUCCCUCCCCGAAGGAAGGAGGCUUUUUCCGAGGCCAAGUUGAACAGCAAGUCAGACAGUCCUCCAGCGAUUCCCCCAAGGCUUCCCCCACCGCUUCCCAGGGUACAGCCACGAAUGCCAGUAUACAAUGGGCCGAGCGAGAGUCCCCUGCCCAGCCCUCCUCCGCCACCCCCUCGAGACCCCCUGCCCGACACCCCGCCACCUGUGCCUCAACGCCCCCCGGAGAUCUUCAUCAACUAUCCGGUCAACUUGCAGCCGUCGCCUGUGGGUCGCUUCCACUGGGAUUUCGGAAGCUCUCCCAGCUCACCCAACACUCCACCAGGCACACCUUCUCCGCGAGUGCCCCGUCGCUGCAGCCCACUCAGCGCUAGUCAGAACAGCCUGUGCCAGCUCUCCUUGUCUGCAGCUGCUCCUCCAGUUCCCCCUCGCUACAACUCGAGCCCUCAGCUCCCGAAACUGCCGCCAAAGACUUACAAGAGGGAUCUGUCACAACCGCCCAUGCGGGGCACCUCGUUGGUAGAAAAUACAGACAGUAACCAGUGAGGAUUCCUGAAUGGAUGCACUUGUUGGAAACUUGCACAACACUGAACGUGUGGCAUGAACUUUAUAAAUAAAACUUUAAUUGCUAAAAAUUACCUUUUAAACUCUUGAUCUUUAACUUUAGUGAACAAACUAAUUAAAUGAAAGCUACUGACCACAAAGACUGCUCCACACCACACACUAUCCACCCACCUCUGGCAUUGACCAAUCCUACCACACCUCUCAGGGGAUCAGUAGCUCCACCAUUCUUCAAGCCCUGUGUGCCAAUGAAAUCUCAGCACCAGAGUACCCGUCACUGCCUAUCCGCCAUUGUGCAGGAAGCACCUUGGACCGAGAGCCUGCCGUUCUGUGCGCGUGUGUGUGCGCGUGUGUGUGCCAGCGCGCGCCAGUGUGUGCCUGCAGGUGUGACUUUGCUGUAGCAGAUACUUGGCUGUAAAGCGUUUCAGUGAAGUGUGCUGGUGUUUAUUGGGGAAGGCACUGAAACUAGGAGAAGUGGCUGAGGGUGUUAAUGGCAGGUGGGCGGGGCCUUGGGAAUGAUGCAUUCAGCCCUGCCCUUUCAUACAGUGGGAAGCUACUUUCUGUUGUAUUUCAUAUUCAUUCCUUGUCACACUACACAAUGUUGUGUUUUUUUUUUU
Molecule: messenger RNA, 5648 nt
Organism: Scleropages formosus (Asian bonytongue)
Lineage: Eukaryota; Metazoa; Chordata; Actinopteri; Osteoglossiformes; Osteoglossidae
Gene: sos2
Product: son of sevenless homolog 2 (Drosophila)
Exons: 23
Coding region: 1027-5016 (1329 amino acids)
Biological process (GO): Ras protein signal transduction
Cellular component (GO): plasma membrane
Molecular function (GO): guanyl-nucleotide exchange factor activity; protein heterodimerization activity
Source: RefSeq, a predicted model, not a curated record